Molecule: messenger RNA, 1651 nt
Organism: Callorhinchus milii (elephant shark)
Lineage: Eukaryota; Metazoa; Chordata; Chondrichthyes; Chimaeriformes; Callorhinchidae
Product: acyl-coenzyme A thioesterase 1
Exons: 3
Coding region: 1-1392 (463 amino acids)
Biological process (GO): fatty acid metabolic process; acyl-CoA metabolic process
Molecular function (GO): fatty acyl-CoA hydrolase activity
Source: RefSeq, a predicted model, not a curated record
AUGCUGUCGGCGCUGCUGAAGGCGGGAGCGCGGCGGCCGCUCUCUUUGCUCGGCGGCGGCGGCGGCGGCGGCUGUCGGCCUCACUCGACGGCCGCCCCGGGGAGGCCCUGCCGAGAAGACUCGGUCAAGCUGUCGGCCACACCGAAGUCCGGCCUGACGGACGAGGAGAUCCACAUCGAGGUGACGGGCCUGUGCCCCCGGCAGCCGGUCACGCUGCGGGUCCUGGUGUCCAACGACCGGGGCCACUUCUUCGACUCCUGCGCCCAGUACCAGGCCGACUCCCGGGGGGUGGUGGACCUGCGGAGGGCCCCGUCUUUGGGUGGCGACUACGUGGGCGUGGAACCCAUGGGGCUCCUGUGGUCGCUCUCCCCCGCCGCCAUGGAGAGACCCUACCAGCGGCUGAUAGCCAAGGACCCCGCCACCUGCCCCAUGGGGGUGGAGAUCUUCGUCCACGACGGGCACAGCGGCUCCGGGGUGCUGCCGGGCCUACUCCUGGCCAAGGACAAGGUGGAGCGGUGGUUCGCGAAGCCCGGGCUGAGGAAGAUCAGACUGAGGGAGGGGAGACUCCGGGGUACAUUGUUUAUGCCUCCAGGGGAUGGGCCCUUUCCAGGAGUGAUAGAUAUGUUUGGAGAUGUUGGUGGUUUAACUGAGUUUCGAUCCUGUCUGCUGGCAAGCCGGGGCUUUUGUGCUCUUGCUCUCCCUUACUUUGGUUUUGAAGACUUACCAAUGAACAUGAAGGAAUUUCAUUUGGAAUACUUUGAAAGUGCUGCAAAUUAUCUGCAGAAAUAUCCAAAGGUGAAGGGGCCUGGAAUUGGAGUGCUGGGAUCAUCAAAAGGAGGAGAUCUGGCUUUGUCAAUGGCCACCUUUCUACCAAAUGUGGCGGCAACCGUCUGUAUCUCCAGCUGUAAUGCAAAUACUGAAUCUGAAUUGCAUUAUAAAGACUGGACAAAGCGUGGCCUGACCUAUGAUAUGGAUAAAAUUGUUCUUUUAAAAACAGGAAUUCUGAAUAUAUAUGAAUCACUUGAAAACCCCAUGGCUGAAAAGAACAAAGAUACCAUUAUCCCAAUAGAAAAGGCUGAAGGGCAAUUUUUAUUUGUGGUAGGAGAGGAUGACAAGAUCUGGAAAAGCAGUUAUUUUGCUGAACAAGCCAUAAAAAGACUAAAAGAACAUGGCAAAAGUAACUAUGAGCUCCUCAGCUACCCGGGAGCUGGACACCACAUUGAACCUCCUUGUUCUCCAUAUUGUUAUGCCAGGAUUGAUAGACUCUUUGGGCUUCCAAUAGUUGGAGGAGGAAAUGCAAAAGAUCAUGCCCAUGCUCAGCAAGACUCUUGGCAAAAAAUUCAAAACUUCUUUCGUUUGCACUUAUGUGGAAGUGAAGUUGAAUGUACCUAAUCUGCUGAGUAGCUUUAAGCAACGUUAAACCAAUGGGUUAAAUAACAAUUUCAACAUGAUUUCUCUUGACUCAGCAGAAUAUGUAAUUUGAUUUUAAUCUUAUAUUGGGCAUUAAUUAUUUCACAACGUGAAGCACUGUAAUUUGUAUGCUACUUUAUGUCAUACCAUAAGUAAAAUAAACUGCCCCAUGAUUUUCUGAAACUAGCAUUAUAAUACCGAUAACAGCAUUAGCGAACAAAACUAGAAGUCACUGGGAACA